UACGUUGCGUUAUAUAAACGCGAAGCUUAAGUGGAACUGUAUCAAACUGAAACACGCACUCCAAUCAGUAACAACCAAAUACACCACAAUGUUCUUCAAAUACGCAAUCUUCGCCUCUUUGGCAGUGAUUAUUUCAUGCGACGUCUCACACCUUCAAAAACCAUCCACGCAUUUGCUAACACCUUUUGCGCUUAACAAACCUACGGUUCGUAACGUCAAUGCUUUCCAACGACGACCAGUGUAUUACACCACAGCAGCUCCAAUUCACUACAAGACCCAAGAACCCAAUGUACAGAUUAAGAAACACGAAUCUGAAAUUCAAAAAGAUGGAUCCUACAAAUACUCUUACGAAACUGGAAACGGAAUUGCGGCUUACGAAGAUGGUUACGCCUUCCCAGUAGGACAAAAUCAAGUCUCCACAGUUGCUCAAGGAUCUUUCCAAUGGACUUCUCCUGAAGGAAAACAAGUUCUGAUCUCGUAUGUCGCUGAUGAAAAUGGUUACCGUCCAGAAGGAGAUUUACCAACUCCUCCACCAAUUCCAGCUGCCAUCCAAAAAGCCCUUGAUUGGAUCGCCGCUCACCCUCAGAAAUCAGAGCAACAAAAGAGGUUUUAA
This is a messenger RNA of Nicrophorus vespilloides, 613 nucleotides long. RefSeq names its product endocuticle structural glycoprotein SgAbd-2-like. Gene Ontology annotation, molecular function: structural constituent of chitin-based larval cuticle. The record is from RefSeq and is a predicted model, not a curated record. Gene Ontology annotation, cellular component: chitin-based extracellular matrix. The transcript is spliced from 3 exons. NCBI's taxonomy places the organism in Eukaryota, Metazoa, Arthropoda, Insecta, Coleoptera, Silphidae. Bases 89 to 613 code for a protein of 174 amino acids.